Molecule: messenger RNA, 4173 nt
Organism: Triticum aestivum (bread wheat)
Lineage: Eukaryota; Viridiplantae; Streptophyta; Magnoliopsida; Poales; Poaceae
Product: type II inositol polyphosphate 5-phosphatase 15
Exons: 10
Coding region: 341-3883 (1180 amino acids)
Biological process (GO): phosphatidylinositol dephosphorylation
Molecular function (GO): protein binding; phosphatidylinositol-4,5-bisphosphate 5-phosphatase activity
Source: RefSeq, a predicted model, not a curated record
CCCGGGCAGCACCAACCUCCCUCUUCGGGCCGCUUCCAACAUCACGGCGAGGAGCUUCCCCACGCCCCCCACUUUCCCACUGCCACGGCCGGUGCCUCCCCAUGGACCCCCCGUGGUCCCGGUCCACGAGGCAUCCACCCAUAUAACCAGAAACAAACAGCCUUCCCGCACACUGUCACACCAGCUCCGGAGUUCCCUUGCCUCCACGGCGCGGCGCGGCCUCCCCCUUCCGCCCCUGUCUCCGUCGCCUCUCCUCUCCCGCCGUCUCCGCCUUACGGGCGCGUACGAGCUCGAAUCGCCGCCGGACGGACCAGGAGCGCUCGCGCGCGGACGCGAGGUCAUGGAGCCCGACGACGAGCGGGGGCGGGCGCCGCAGCGCAAGGGGAUAUCCUACAGCCAGCCGCUCGCGCGGGACGCGGUGGCGCAGGCGGCGUACGCGCGCCACGCCGCGCUCAGCUCGCACAGCCUUGACGACGACCCCAUCGCCUCCGCCUCGGCGCACCGCCACGACCCCGCGCGCAGCGUGUCGUGUCCCCACCAGCUCCCGCCUCACCACCACCACAGCCGCGGCGGCGAGUCCAUGUACUUACACGCCGCCUCCUUCGGCGGCGGCGGCGCGGUGACGCUGGAGCGGGCCGUGGCGACGUCGGAGCACGGGGGCAGGGGUGCGCUGCCGGAGUUCGUUGGCGCGGGCGGGGGCGAGGGCAUCUUCCGCGUGCCGCUGCGCGCGGCCAUGCACCCUGGCCGCCCGCCGGCGCUCGAGGUGCGGCCCCAUCCGCCGCGGGAGACGCAGGUGUGCUCCUUCCUGCGGACGCUCGCGUGCGAGCCGCAGCUUCGCCAGCUGUGGGCGGGGGCCGAGUCCGGGGUUCGGGUGUGGGGCCUCGACGAGCUGUUCGCCGGGAGCGUCGUGGGGGCGCGCCGGGGAGACGAGGAGACCGCGCCGUUCACGGAAUCCGUGCCCGCGCCGCCAGCGCUCUGCGUCGCGGUGGACAGCGCGAACAAGCUCGUGUGGACGGGCCACAAGGAUGGGAGGAUCCGGUCGUGGCGCAUGGACCUCGCCACGGCGCCGGCAGGUGCAGCAGAUGGUGGCGAGAAUGCGCCCAUGUUCAAGGAGGCCCUGUCGUGGCAGGCGCACAGCCGCACCCCGGUGCUCUCCAUGGUUGUCACAUCAUACGGUGAAAUAUGGUCAGGCACCGAAGCAGGUGUUAUAAAGGCAUGGCCCUGGGAUGUCAUUGCUAAGUCCCUCUCACUAACACCAGAAGAAAAAUAUAUGGCUUCUUGUCUGGUCGAAAAUGCGUAUAUUGACCUUAGGAACUAUGUCACAGUUGGUAACAUGUUCUCUUUGCCCACUACUGAUGUGAAACACAUGCUUGCGGACCAUUGUCGAGCGAAAGUUUGGAGUCUAACUAGCAUGACGUUUGCUCUUUGGGAUGCUCGGACAAGGGAGUUGUUAAAAGUAUUUGGCAUGGACGGCCAAGUGGAGUCAGCUCGUCUAGAGCCACUAGUUAUGCCAGAACAAUUUAUAGAGGAAGAAAUCAAGGUAAAACCCACAAAGAAGGAGAAAAACCAAGGCUCUAUCACCUUUUUACAGAAAUCUUGGAAUGCCUUGAUUGGGGCUGGCGGUGCAGUACGCAGAGUUGCAACUAAAGGAACGUUUGUUGAAGAUAACCGUCGAACAGAAACUGUGGCUCAAGCAAUGGAUGGAGCAAUUUGGUCAGGUUGCACAGAUGGCUCGAUUAUUAUGUGGGAUGGAAAUGGGAACUGGCUAAAAGAGUUCAGUUAUCAUAAUUCUUCCGUUCAAUGCAUAAAGGCACUCGGAGAAAAGGUGUGGGUGGGCUAUGCCAGUGGUGCUGUUCAAGUCAUGGAUGUUGAAGGUAACCCUCUGGGAGGAUGGACCGGACAUAGCUGUCCAGUCAUUCAGAUGGCCAUUGGUGGUUCUUACAUCUUUACGCUAGCCCAUCAUGGUGGUAUUCGAGGAUGGCCUCUAACUUCUCCUGGACCUCUGGAUGAUAUUCUGCGGACGGAAUUGGCGAAGAGGGAGUUGUCCUAUACAAGGGUAGAGAACAUUAAGAUGCUGGUUGGAACUUGGAAUGUUGCGCAGGAGAAAGCAUCACCUGAAUCGCUUUGGUCAUGGUUGGGUACUGCAUCAUCUGAUGUUGGAUUGGUGGUGGUUGGCCUGCAAGAGGUUGAGAUGGGUGCUGGAGUUCUUGCCAUGGCUGCGGCUAAAGAAAGUGUAGGACUUGAGGGCAGUGCCAAUGGGCAGUGGUGGAUCGACAAUAUUGGCAAGACACUUGAUGAAGGGAUAUCCUUCCACCGAGUUGGCUCGAGGCAGUUGGCUGGAUUACUUAUUGCUGCAUGGGCAAGGACAGACCUUAAGCCACAUAUUGGUGAUGUUGAUGCUGCUGCGGUGCCAUGUGGCUUUGGACGCGCUAUUGGCAACAAGGGUGGUGUUGGGUUAAAAAUGAGAGUUUACGAUCGCAGGAUAUGUUUUGUGAACAAUCAUUUUGCCGCACAUCUAGAAAAUGUUGCUCGUCGCAAUGCUGACUUUGAUCAUAUUUAUCGGACUAUGAAUUUUAAUAAACCUCAUGGAUCUGCAGGUUUUCCAUUCUCACACCUCCUCUUUUCAAGUAUUCCUUUGCACUACUUUACUGUAUAUGAUGCCUAUAACAUUUUUUCCCUUUCUGCUACAGCUUCUGAUACGUCUGUCCAAUUGCAUAAAGCAGUGAAUGCCAAUGGGAAUCAGCCUGAUGAAGAUAGACCUGAGCUGGCAGAAGCUGAUAUGGUUGUUUUUCUUGGUGAUUUCAACUACCGACUUUACGGUAUCACCUAUGACGAGGCAAGGGAUAUGGUCUCGCAAAGGAGCUUCGAUUGGCUUAGAGAAAGGGAUCAACUUCGAGCAGAAAUGAAGGCAGGAAACGUGUUUCAAGGAAUGCGCGAAGGUUUUAUCAGAUUUCCUCCAACUUACAAAUUCCAAAGACACCAACCGGGUCUUGCAGGGUAUGAUUCGGGUGAGAAGAAGAGAAUACCUGCUUGGUGCGAUAGAAUAGUGUAUCGAGAUAGCUGCUCCGAAACAAUACGCGAAUGCUCAUUAGAGUGUCCUGUUGUUGCUGCAAUUACAUCAUAUGAAGCAUGCAUGGAUGUGACAGAUAGCGAUCAUAAACCAGUGAACUGUAUGUUCAGUGUUGAUCUUGCAAGAGUGAACGAGCUGAUAAGAAGGCAGGAGUAUGGAAAAAUAAUCGAAUCGAAUGAAAAGCUACAUUGUUUGCUUCAAGAAUCCCGUCAUGUUCCAGACACUAUAAUCAGCACAAACAACAUUAUAUUGGAAAACGAAGAAACUGUUGUUCUUCGAAUAACAAAUAACUGUGGAUCAAAAAAGUCUGCUUUUGAAAUCUUGUGUGAAGGCCAGUCGACAAGCAAGCAGGACGGAACAAAAACUGAUUUUAUUCCAAGGGCAUCCUUUGGCCUUCCACAUUGGCUUGAGGUUCAACCGUCCAUUGGUCUCAUCGAGCCUGGAGAAACAAUGGAAGUUAACGUGCAUCACGAGAACUACUACACGCAGGAAGAAUUCGUCGACGGAGUCGUGCAAGGCGGAUGGUGCGAACUGACCAGAGACAAGGAGGCUGUUCUGCUGGUGAAUGUGACAGGCAGCACCUCAACUGAAACCGUUACACACAGGAUCAAUGUCCGACAUUGCUGCGCAGCAAGCUCACCACCCGCACCGGCCAAUGUACUGUCCAUUACCGCCCCGCCCGGUGAUGCUCCGUCGAGUGAAGGCCCCACGGAACGUUCUUCCAGAAAGAGCCAGUCGAAUCAUUUGCAACGUUCCGACGCGCAUUUCGGCGCCUCAGAGGUGCAUGACUUGCACCGUCUGCGGAACAUGUAAGGGUGAGUCUAGUUUCUCCUGCUUGUUUGAUUGAUGUAGCAGUUUUGUAUAGGGGGAGAGGUAAUAGUGUGCUUACCAACAAAAAUCAGGCAGAGGCUGCUCCACUGUUAACGUUGUACAUAUUCCGCAGGCACUCACCAUUCUUCGUGUAACCAAAGAAGAAGUGCAUAGUUACAGAACGUAAUCUGUAGUUAGUGUUUUUUUUGUGUGUGUGUGUGUGUGGAGGAGUGCGUGUGCUGCGGAAGAACUUUCUAUAUAUACAUAAAAGAGUGCAAAGGCAGAUUCUGUGA